AUGAAAACAGUAGGCGACUUGCUACAGCCGUGUGCGCACGUGUAUUCGGCUUUUGAAAUGGCACUGUUUAAAUUAUUAUUAUUUUCACUGCUACUAGUUUUAGUGGCUGGUCAGGAGCAGAGACCCACGGUUCGUUUACAUCAUGGUUUGCUGCAAGGAACAUGGAAGGAGUCAACUAAUGGUAGAAGAUAUGCCAGCUUCCAAGGAAUAAGAUAUGCCCGACCGCCGAUCGGAAAGUAUAGGUUUAGGGAACCCCAACAUCUAAAAGCCUGGGAUGGAACCUAUGAUGCUUCUAGACCUAUGUCCGUUUGCCUCCAGUAUGAUCCCUUCAUGAACAGCGUCACUGGUUCCGAGGACUGUCUGUUCCUCAACGUUCAUACCCCGAACCUCAACCCUGGCUCCCUAUUGCCAGUCCUGGUAUAUAUACAUGGCGGUGCGUUUAUGUAUGGUUCUGGGUCCCUAUAUAAUGCUGAGCAUUUGAUGGACCGCGACAUGGUGAUUGUCACUUUGAACUACCGCUUGGGACCUCUAGGAUUUCUUAGUACGGGAGAUGACGCGGCUCCUGGAAAUGCAGGGCUUAAAGAUCAGGCCUUUGCUCUGAUGUGGGUGAGGAAGAACAUAUUAAUGUUCGGUGGCAACCCUGAUAGUGUUACAUUAAGUGGUGGCUCUGCUGGAGGAGCCAGUGUACACUAUCACUACUUGUCGCCAAUGUCAAAAGGUUUAUUCGACCGAGGCAUUGCCUUCAGUGGUUCAGCGCUAGCCUCUUGGACACACGCAGUUAAACCAGCUCAGAAGGCCAAAACUCUGGCUUCAAUAGUAGGCUGCCCCACAUCCAACUCUCGAAACAUGAUAGACUGUCUUAAGUUCAGGCCAGCUGAAGCUAUUGUUAAUGCACAGAUCGAAAUGUUUGACUGGAGGGUGAACCUAUUCACUAUGUUCACACCUACAGCCGAGCCUCAAGGUACUAAGGAACCUUUUCUUACUCAAUACCCCUACCACGCAACAGAAGCUGGCGCAAUGCACCAACUACCUCUUAUCGCGACCGUCACAAGCGAAGAAGGACUAUAUCCCGCUGCAGCUUACCAAACGGAUCCUAGCAUCUUAAUGGAGCUGGAAUCCAGAUGGGAACAUCUCGCCAGCACCAUAUUUGAAUACAACGAUACCUUACCUUUGGACAAAAGAAGCGAAGUGGCUCAGAAGAUCAAACAAUAUUACAUGGAAGGAAAACCUAUUGGACAGGAGACUUACUCUCAAUUGGUGCAGGCCCUAGGACAUCGUUUGUUUGAUGUGAGUGUCGGCAAAAUGGCUCAGUUCCACGCUCGCUCUAGUCAACCAACCUACAUGUACCGCUUCUCAUACCGCGGCACACACAGCCUGUCUGAACUGAUGGCGCUCAAAGAGGAUAAUUAUGGUGUGAGCCACGCAGACGACGUGCUAUCCGUCUUCAACUUCUUGCCCUUCACCGACUACUCCGCUGAAGACAUCGAGAUGAGAAACACCAUGAUGGAUCUGAUCUACAGUUACGCUAAAACUGGAAUUCCACAAUUGCCAAACGGUCAAGAAUGGACGAAAGUACAACCCGGUUCCAAGGAAUUACACUACCUUGAAAUAGAAAGCCCGAGUAGUAUGAAAAUGAAGUCUUGUUCAGACUUUGGACAUAGAUCAUUUUGGGACAGUCUUGGUUUUAUAGAAGAUCAAAAUUUUAAUGUGAAUUUAAGAGAUGAAUUGUAA
Danaus chrysippus (African queen) is the source of this 1731-nucleotide messenger RNA. The record is from the annotation of a GenBank genome assembly. Lineage: Eukaryota; Metazoa; Arthropoda; Insecta; Lepidoptera; Nymphalidae.